AUGGGGGGCCAAAGUGCAGCAGGUGUGUGGUGUGGCAGGGGAAAGAGCAAGCAAUUUCAGAAAGACAGAGAAAAAGGUAGUGGUGGUGGUGAUGGCGAAGGCGAUGCUGACUUCAAGGCCCCCCGGGAGGGCUGUGCCGGCUUGGGUGGGGUUCGAACAGCCACUUUGGUGCAGGCGGGCCUGUGGAUGUACCUGAGCUCUGGAGAGAUGGAGCGAAAACGUAUCGCACAGCACAACCACCAAGCUGCCCACCGCCAAUACGAUGCGCCACACGACAAGCGAGCAAAGGAUCGGUGUAGCAAGUGUCGUGAGCGCUGGUAUUGCUCCGCAGCAUGUCAAAUCAAGGAUUGGAAGCUGGGACAUCGCUUUAAUUGCAACAAAGUUGUGCAACACAGCCCCAUCGAGCAGCGUUUGCCUCGGCCUGCCAUGUAUGUCUGCCUGGACCCCCCAACUACCCUUUGCCAUGACAUGAGCUCGAUUGGCCAGAACGACGUGGUCGCCCAGCAUUGGGCAGCUGGUACCCAGGAGCAGAAUGGCCUUGUCAACAUUAAGAACACGUGCUAUAUCAAUAGCGUCGUGCAAGUCCUAGCCUCACUUCCAGCCUUUCUCGAGGCCAUUUAUGCGAUGUAUGCCAAAAGCUCAAAGGGCAUCGACGAGAUGCCCCUGACUGUGGCACUUUUGUCUACGCUGGCGGGCAUUGUGGACCGCCGUGAUCUGGAGAACGUGCCGCGUCUCUUUAAUCUCGGCGAAAGCGGAUCUCCCGUGCAACCCGCGAUGGUUAAUGCCCUCGCCCCCAUCCCCCUUCUUCAGGCCGUCAUGACCAAGCAGUCUACCAUGGUCUUUGGUCAACAAGAGGAUGCACACGAGCUCUUUCAAAUGCUGAUGCACGCCAUCAUCGACGAACUUGCUCCCGACGGCUUGCCCAAGGCGAUUCAGGAAACAACCAGUGUCCAUCAACUCUUUCGCAGCAUCAUCACGAGUCAGCUCACGUGCCCAUCCUGCGGCUACAGCAGCAGCAGCUUUGAGUCCCACCUUGACCUUCAGCUUGAAAUUGAAGAGUACACUGACACGCUCGAGGAGAUGCUUGAAGCCUUCACUUGUCCUGAGCAGCUGGACAAGAGCAACAAGUAUCGCUGUGCUGGCUGUGACCAGCUUGUCCGUGCACACAAGCAGUUGUCUCUGUACGAGGCUCCCAACGUUUUGGCCAUUCAGCUCAAGCGCUUCCGUGCCGGUGCUCACGGCCGCAUCGACAGAUUUAUUCAGUACCCACAUCAACUCAACUUGAAGAACUACAUGACACCUGGUCACCACGACGACGGCAAAAUGGAAUAUGAGCUGUGUGGAAUCAUCAUCCACCUUACCGUCGGGAAUUUGACAACCUUUGGUCAUUAUGUCAGCGUCGUCAAGCAAGGCUCAGGCGAUUGGUUGCUUUGCAAUGACACUUACACGAGUGUUCUGGCCAAGGAGGAUAUUGAGAAAACCACCCCGUACAUGCUCUUUUACAAGCGGCGAGAGUUUCGUCCCUUGCCCACCGAUGUGGAUCCAGCCGCUGCACAGGAGAAGGAAAAGGGGAAAUGCAAGAGCGGUUGCGGUUUCUUCGGCGCAGCCGAAUACGGUGGCCACUGCUCAAAGUGUUUCAAGGCGCUGUCGCCCGUUGAGCAAGAUGCAUGCAAGCAAGCGGCAGUAGUGGAUGCCGCACAACCCAACGAGCCAGCUGCAGUCUCAAGCCGCAAAGUUGGUCGCAAUGAGAAAUGCCCUUGCAACAGUGGACGCAAGUAUAAGGCCUGUCACGGCAAGCAGUUUUAUGUGGAAUCCAAUCCCAACGAAGCCCAAUUGGCUCCCGCGGCGCCCACCCACCGCAACAAGGACAAGCAACCAAAAAGCAAGACCUUGACCCUCGGGCUCAUUCUUUGCCUAAACAUUGGCGUGACCCCACCAGACGUCGUGCGCACUCACCCCUGUGCCAAACUUGAGGCCUGGAUCGAUCCCGAGGAGAAACCCAAGGCCAUCGAGCUCAUCUCGCAGCGCUUGACCUCGCAAUACCUUCGCUGGCAGCCCAAGGCCAAAUUUCGCCAAGCGCCCGACCCCACCCUCGAUGAAGUGAAACGGCUAUGCUUGGCUUUGCGUCGACGCGCCAAGGAUGAAUGCGUUCUCUUGCAUUUUAAUGGCCAUGGCGUUCCCCGCCCGACGGCCAACGGCGAGCUCUGGCUAUUCAACAAGGAUUACACCCAGUACCUUCCGGCCUCCAUUUAUGACAUUCAGUCGUGGGUGGGUGCCCCAACCAUCUUUGUCUACGACUGUUCCGGUGCCGGCAUUUUGGUUGAAAAGUUCAACUACUUUGCCCAGCGCCGAAAAAAGGACAUUCACCGCCAGCCCAGCGUGGCCAAUGCUGAACAGAUGCAAGACUGCUUGCAGCUGGCCGCGUGUCGUGCCGAUGAAAGCCUGCCCACGAGUCCAGACUAUCCUGCGGAUCUCUUUACAGCUUGCUUAACCACGCCCGUGGAGAUGGCGCUGCGCUGGGUGUUUACCACCAAGCAGCAACGCCUUUUGCCUCAUGUGACCCUCGACAUGCUGGAUGAUUUGCCUGGUCAGCUAUCGGAUCGCACCACCAUGCGUGGGUCUCUCAACUGGAUCUUCACAGCCGUGACCGACACCAUUGCAUGGGAAGUCCUCCCUAUUAGCGUUUUUCAGCGCAUCUUUCGCAACGACUUGCUUGCCGCAGCCCUCUUUCGCAACUUUCUGCUGGCCGUUCGCAUCAUGCGCGAUGUAAACUGCACUCCCGUCUCCGAGCCCCCACUGCCGCAAACGCAUGAUCAUCCCAUGUGGGAGGCUUGGGAUUGUGCUGUCGACUUUUGCCUGGCACAGCUGCCUGCAGUUGUGCAUGGCGAGCAGGAGUUUCAGGAGGCACCCUUUUUCAACGACCAAAUGACUGCCUUUAGCGUCUGGCUGGAUUUGGUCGAGUCCAGUGAUGCCGAGGUCCCCAAAGCGCCCGAACAACUGCCAAUUCUGCUGCAGGUCCUUCUGAGCCAACCUCAUCGGCUGCGCGCCUUGGAGCUGUUGAAUCGUUUCAUGAGCUUGGCGCCAUGGGCAGUGGAGCAGACGCUGGCCGUUGGCAUCUUUCCCUACGUGUUCAAGCUCCUGAGCUCACUUGCUGUGGACUUGCAAGAGGUCCUUGUGAGCAUCUGGGCUCGCAUCCUGGUCGUUGAUCGAUCGCGCAAGCAAGACCUCCUUAAGCCACCCGGUUCCGUUGUGCGCCGUUCAUCCGGCAGAGGCAGUGAUAAGGCGUUUAUGUACUUUGUCAACAUUCUCAAGGAUGCAGCGCAGCCCCCAGCCUUGCUGGCGGCCGCCGCCUUUAUUCUUGUCAUUUUCCUGGAGGAUCAUCCUGAAGCACAAGACAUUUGCCUGCGUGCAGAUUUGAUUGCCGUGGCAGCACAGCUUUUGGAUCCUGCUGUAACUACGUCUUCUACCUUGCGCAAAUGGGUUGCACUUCUCCUGGGCAAACUGUUCAAUGGCCAUGAGAUGGCUCAGCGUGAAGCACGAUCCAAGGUGCUCGUUGUUCUACGUUUGACAGAGUUGCUCCACGAUUCUUCGCCUCAAACCCGCGCCGCCACCGUCUAUGCCCUGGGUCACCUCAUUUGCGGCGGUGAGGACGACGUCGACAUGAACGUUUCCACAAUUGGGUCAGCCUUGAUUAGCAUCCAAGACGAUGGCAGUCAUGUGGUGCGCAUGGAACUGGCCGCCUCGCUGUCACCGCUGGUGGUAUUGUACACAGCUCAGCUCAUUGAUGCGGCCUCAGCCUUGAAGCGAGCCGACUCACUGGCCAUGCGCCUCCCAUCGGACGAACCGUUUAUCCUCGUGCUGAAAAGCCUGCUUCUCUUGGCUACUGACCCUUUUCCAGCCGUGGCAGAGACGGCGUGCACGCUCUUGGCGCAUCUGGGCAUUCGCGCCACCCGCAAGCCUAUGAAGCUCCGAGAAAAGCCCAUGCCCUCACGUCCUCGCGACAUUGCGAGCUCCCCAGCCACGCCGACGCUUCCUGGAAGCCCUGGGUUUGGAGCCAUGAGUUUGGACGGCUUAACUGCAUCCUCGUUGGGGCCCCACUCGCCAAUGUCUCUGGCAUCUUCCUACGUCAGCCUGUUGCCCUCGGCCCGCGCUCAAAUGCACCAGCCCGUUCGUGACGACCUGCGUGACCUGGUCGAGCUCCUCGCCACAACCGCACAGCAGCUGGAAGAACAGGAACAGGGCAUGGACCGCGAUCCCCGUGAGGCUCUGUCUUCAAUCUGCCUUCAAUUACGCCGCAUUACCGAGGCAGCUCCAUCAAUUGUGCGACAGCUGCAGGGAUUGGCCGAUGCGGGGCAGCCUGGAACCAAUGUGGGGCUUCGCCUAGCACACACCAAUUUUGCGCGCACGGCGAUCGAUUCGUUCUGUUUGUGGCAGCACAACAAGGACAGCGACGCUUAUGCCAAGGCUGAAGACUUGGACUGGCGCCGUGAGCGUUCACACGAUGCCCAGGAGCGGGCUGGAGCCCUUGUUGAAGCGCCUGAGCGGCUUGUCAAGCCCGUGGAUGCAAUGUUUCACAAGUUGUGCACUGAGUCCUUUGACAUGCUGGCGUUUCACCCCCAUGACACGUUGGUGGCGGCGGCGAAUAAGGAAAGUGGCAACGUGCACGUGUAUGACAUGACCAAUGCCCAACCACCGGUCAUGUUUUCCUCCAAAGCAACCAAGCACGGCGCCAUCUCCUCCAUCAAGGUCAUCAACCCAGACCUGGACUCUCUGCUGCUAACGGGCUACGCUGACGGCACCGUGCGCCUCUGGCGGGAUUGGUCAACGCCCAAUCCGGGCCUCCACUCGGCCUGGCGAGCUGUGUCUAAGAUGCGUGAGUCCAGUGACGGCGUGGGGGCUGGCCUAGUGCUGGAAUGGGAUCAAAGCAGCGGACAGCUGAUCGCCACGGGGGACAUUAACUAUCUUCAGAUUUGGGAUGCGCGCAGUGAAAUGCGCACGCGCAAGCUGUCUAGCAACAUUGACAGCUGCAUUACCAGCUUGUGCAUUGAUCGGGAUGAUCCACAGCGACUGCUGGCUGGGUACGGCAAUGGUCUGAUUCGCCUCUUUGAUCUGAGGCACAGCGACGACCGCGCCGUCGUUCAGCAGUACAGCGUACACCAAGACUACAUUGUGAGCGUGCACUCGGCCAAAGAGAGCGAGCGCAUGAUGUCUGGGUCUCGAAGUGGUCAGAUCCUCUGGUGGGACUACCGUUACCCAGGCCAGCCUAUCCGCACGAUGACGGCACAUCGGACGCGCGGAGAUGUGGUCUUGCAGUGCCUUGACACGCACGAUUACGCACCCAUUUUCGCUACGGCCAACUCGCUGCAACAGUUCAAGAUCUUCAACAAGCAAGGUCAAUUGCUCCAUCACCACAAGCACUACACAAACUUUCUCGGCGAGGCCAUCGGUCCCAUCACGGCACUCAAGUUCCACCCUUAUGAGGCCAAAUUGGGCGUGUCUUCCCUGGAAAAGCUUUUGACCGUAUACUCGGCGCCAUGCUAA
Monosiga brevicollis MX1 is the source of this 5541-nucleotide messenger RNA. RefSeq lists its product as uncharacterized. NCBI's taxonomy places the organism in Eukaryota, Choanoflagellata, Craspedida, Salpingoecidae. The record is from RefSeq and is a predicted model, not a curated record. Gene Ontology annotation, molecular function: protein-macromolecule adaptor activity; protein binding; DNA binding. The coding region runs from base 1 to 5541 and encodes 1846 amino acids. The transcript is spliced from 40 exons. Gene Ontology annotation, cellular component: cytoplasm; TORC1 complex. Gene Ontology annotation, biological process: cellular response to amino acid stimulus; regulation of autophagy; positive regulation of protein serine/threonine kinase activity.